Truncatella angustata is the source of this 729-nucleotide messenger RNA. RefSeq lists its product as uncharacterized. The transcript has 2 exons. The record is from RefSeq and is a predicted model, not a curated record. Lineage: Eukaryota; Fungi; Ascomycota; Sordariomycetes; Amphisphaeriales; Sporocadaceae. Bases 1 to 729 code for a protein of 242 amino acids.
AUGACGACUACAAUUUUCCCUAGAGAAACAGGACCUCCAGCACUUCCUGAAAUGGAACUUGGUCAAACGUCGUUGGUCGCUGGCAACAAGACAUCUGCAAACGCCCAGCCUGGACUCCAAAAACCGGGAGCACAACACCGUAUUCUAUCCCGGGAAGAGUGGGUACAGUUCUGCCAUGGCAUCGGUGUGCUGAAAGGCGACGAGAGCACAAAAGUUAUCCGUCCCACCUCUUGGUUCUGGCCUCCCAAGGGGCUCCCCAAUGGCCUGUACCUAGACAUACUUUGGGAAAAGUCCAAGUUCACGUAUUGGUUUCAUAUUCUCGCUUCCAUUAGAUGGACGUUGAUGAUCUUGCAACUCUCGCUCAAUGCCGUGCUCACUGCUCUCGGUUCCACUUCGACCAAGGACGGAGUCGUAAUCACAACCAUCGCCGGAGUCAAUACACUCUUCGCUGGGAUCCUUGCACUACUACACAAUUCAGGGCUGCCCGAUCGAUACCGUUCGAACCGGAACGAAUUUGCCAAGGUUGAGGAGUAUCUCAAGGAGAUUGUUGAUACCAGACUAGUUCUCGCAGAGGACUCAAUAGUCGAAGUGAUGGCCGCCUGCUUCGACAGAUUCGCAGCCGCCAGACUGUCGGUGCAGAACAACGUUCCGCAGUCGUAUGUACCAGCUACCUCGACAUCGCCGUCGAGAGUGGUCAUCUCGAAGCCUAUCGUCACUGACAAACACUAA